AUGUCGAAGGCAAAGGCAACUCCAUUGCCACCAAACCGAGAAAAAGCGGAAGCGAAGCCAGUGCAAAAUUCGACUGCAAGGCCUACAUCGCAGAAAGCUGAAGAAAAGCUGAGCGCAGAAAGCUGCUCAAAGACCGCACUCCAGCAGGCCGAUUUCCCUGCUGUGGGAGCCACAGUGAAAAUAUCGUUCAUUGGGAACAAUGAGAUGUACAUUUACGAUGUCGGUCCUGGGCCGAACGGCCGAUCCAAUUCGCAUACUCAACUAGUUCGUCGCUGCCUAGAGGAGGGUCGAAAGAAAGGGAACACCUUGACAAAAGCUCCCGUAGUUGGUGACAUUUUGCUGGCACCGUUCAGUGGCGAGUACUACCGUGCCGUGGUCAAUUCGGUAGAAGGGAACUGUGCGGACGUUUUCUUCGUCGAUUUCGGUAAUUCCGAGAAGCUCGAGUGGUCCCGGUUCAAAGAGAUUCUUGAACCGGUCCUCAAAUCCGCUGAUCGUAGCGCGCACGAAGUGUGGAUCAUAAAUGUUUCUAAGUUUACGGAGCCCAUCCGACAGAAGCUUAACGAACUGGAAGAUGAAGAAUUUGAACUGUCGAAAGUAAUCGAUAUGUCAAGUACAAGCAUUAAACUGGUGGAUCUGCGUCACCCGAAGGAAUUAUAUUUCCUUAGUGACAAAUUGCGCCAACUGCCCGAGAAGGGCAAGGAAAUAUGUAAACCACCGGAGAAGAAAAACAUAGUGGUGGCGUCUGCUCCAGAAACUUACGUUCCAGUGAUGGACGACGAGGUAAUUGAAGCCACUAUUCCAGCAGAAGACGGCGUUGAGUUGAUUAUAAUAGACGCGUCCUAUUUGAACCAUGAUUCAAAUAAUCAAAUAGCGGUGGUCGUUAAAGCGAACCAGAAAAAGUAUGAUGAGCUGUUGAGUGAAAUUCACUCCUACGGAGAAGCAGAUGUAAAUGAGUACCAGCCCAAGCAAUGCGGUGAGCUGUGUUUGGUUCGUUAUGAAAGUAUCUGGACUCGAGCGAUGCCUACAGAUAUCCAGAGAGAUUUGAUUGAGUAUAUGCUGUUCGAUUUGGGCGUUUUAUGCACUGUGCCUUCGAAGAACGUACGUCGAUUUCCUCCGAAAUUAUCGCGUACAUUGUACGUGACUGACUGCAUUGUUGACAAUCCCGAAACACUGUGCACACUCGCGAAAGAGUCGACAGCCGAGAAAUUGCGCACCAAACUGAUUAAGGUCAACGUAAAGCCGGAACGGGAGAGUAACGAUGCACAGCACGUGACUGUUGUUUCCGUCGGUGACAAAGUUUCAUCAUAA
Molecule: messenger RNA, 1308 nt
Organism: Anopheles cruzii
Lineage: Eukaryota; Metazoa; Arthropoda; Insecta; Diptera; Culicidae
Exons: 4
Coding region: 1-1308 (435 amino acids)
Biological process (GO): spermatogenesis
Source: RefSeq, a predicted model, not a curated record